CCUUCAACAUCACAGGUUGAUAAGCAGCUGCAGAAGCUUCGAAUAACACCAGCAAAACCAGUAAUAGAAAGGCGUCGUCACAUGUUGGGUGCAGUGCCGAAGCGCAUAUCUCUCCCGGAAAACUUGGAAUUUCAACCGCAAAAAUUGCUGAACAUUAAGCAGAGUAUACACGUGGAGAAGCGAUUAGGUGCUGUAACGCAAGAAGUCAAUCCAGAAGCCAAAUCCGCACUCAAAGUGCGCUUUAAGCAGAAGCAAAUGAAAACUCGUAUGCAACUAUUUCGUCAGCAGAGCUAUCAAAUGGCGCAGAAGCACAGCAUUUUACCAUCAGUGUCGACACCACUGCGUGUUGAGGAACCAUCCGGAGUACCGCUUUCACCAAUCGAAGACCACAGAUCUUUUGAUGAAGAAACUAUGGAUGUUUGCUAA
This is a messenger RNA of Gongylonema pulchrum, 426 nucleotides long. NCBI's taxonomy places the organism in Eukaryota, Metazoa, Nematoda, Chromadorea, Rhabditida, Gongylonematidae. The record is from the annotation of a GenBank genome assembly.